AGUUACCUGGGCAAGUGCGCAUGCGCGACUGAUGAAAGUACAGGUGAGAGAGAAGGCAAAUCUAGAUAAAUGUGAAGUAUAAUAUAAAGAUAUGGAAAAAUCACUUUAUCUUUUCACAUUGUUGAUAACAUUCGCAAGUGCUCAGGAUCCAAUAGUUCGGAUAACAAGAACAGAACCGGAACAACGAGGAAACGUUAUAAGAGCACAACGAGGAAAAGAUAUAACAAUAUGGUGUCACGUGGAGAAUUUACGAGAAAACAUAAAUGUUAGAUUUGAAAAAGAGUUCUCAUCAUCUGUAAAGUCUAUUUCAAGAAAUGAAUAUCCUUCAGAUAAUACGAGAUAUGCAAUCGAAAAACCCAAGGAGUUUACCUGGAGAUUAAGAAUAAAGGCUGUUCAGCUGACAGAUUCUGGAGUUUAUAUCUGUCAUGUUUACCUAGACAAAUACUCCAAAAGCAAAGCAUACGUUAAUGUCUUAGUUAAUGCUGCACCCGUUUUUGUUAAUGACCAAACAACUUCUGAUUCGAUAUAUAAGAACGGCUAUAAAGUUAUCUUGAAUUGUUCAACUACAGGCUAUCCAAAACCUUAUAUUGAAUGGACAAGAUUGGGAAAUGCUCUAUUGCCAAUAGGUAGAGAAAGAUUCCAGAAUUCAACAUUAGAAAUAAAAUCAAUCAAACCUCAAGAUAGAGGAGUGUAUCGGUGUAGAUCGUGGAAUAUUAUGGGAGAAAUAGCCCGAGAUAUUACAGUAGGAGUUCGUUUUAAAGCUGAAAUCAGGGUCCAAAAUAGAAUUUUGAAACAAAAACUUGGAUACGUCAUCGAAUUGCAAUGUCUUGCUGAAACAAAUCCGUAUCCCAUUGGUUUGUCGUGGAAGAGGAGGAGUGGAAGUACACUUCAAACGUUUACGGUCAGCAGUGGAAGAUAUGUUGUUAAUGCUGUAAAAGGGGCUUUUAAUCGAUUUAUCUAUGAGCUAAUAAUAAAUGGAGUACAACAAGAGGACUACGGUGAAUAUACAUGCGAAAUUAAUAACGUUGAAGGAAAAUCAUCGGCAAAGAUAUUAUUGGAGGAAUCUGAAAUUCCUAUGCCGUCUAUAAAGAGGGGUAUACCAAGAGCCUCUGCUAAUAUAAAUCAAUCAAUUUCUUCCAUCUCAAUUACUCUUCUCACCUUCUUUGUUGCUACUCUAAUUCAUUAG
This is a messenger RNA of Dimorphilus gyrociliatus, 1186 nucleotides long. The record is from the annotation of a GenBank genome assembly. NCBI's taxonomy places the organism in Eukaryota, Metazoa, Annelida, Polychaeta, Dinophilidae.